Messenger RNA from Arachis ipaensis, 782 nucleotides. The record is from RefSeq and is a predicted model, not a curated record. Lineage: Eukaryota; Viridiplantae; Streptophyta; Magnoliopsida; Fabales; Fabaceae.
AUGGAGAAGGCAGAAGAACACGAGGCUGUGGAGGCGACGGGGCUGGAGAAGGAAACGAUAAGCGGUUACGCCCACAGGACGGUUCAAACAGCAGAGGAGGUCAAGUAUGAGGCUGAGAUUGUGGUGCCACAUGGUUUCGGAGAGAUUGGUGGCAUUUUCGUGGAGAAUGAGCACCGUAGAGAGAUGUUCAUUAAGGAUAUUGUCCUUGAUGGCUUUGAAACUGGUCCCCUUCGCUUCUCUUGCGACUCUUGGGUUCAUUCCAAGUUUGACAACCCCGUUAAGAGGCUCUUUUUCACCAACAAGUCAUAUUUGCCAUCAGAGACACCAGAAGGAUUGAAGAGGCUAAGGGGAGAGGAGCUAGAGCUUCUCAGAGGGAAUGGGCAUGGCGAACGCAAGAGCUUCGACCGCAUAUACGAUUACGAUGUCUACAACGACCUUGGAGAUCCAGACAACGAUAUCGAACUCAAGAGACCUGUUCUUGGUGGCAAACACAAUCCAUAUCCACGUCGUUGCAGAACUGGAAGACCUCGCUCCAAAGCAGGUAAUAUAGGUUGAAAUUCAGGUGCAGUUAAUUUUAUGAAGCUAAUAGCAAAUAUUCGUUCAAUGAUUUGAUAUGUUUAACUAAUGAAAAAGUAUGGAGAGUUAAUGGAAUAUUUGUACAAUGUGUAUACUAGAAGUUUAGGGUGUCCGAUUCAGUAUUAGAGAUAUAAUCAUUACUGUUAUCUUUUAUUAUUUAAGCUUUUUGCCUUGUGUAAGUGGUCCAUCAUCUUCACUUGUAAAGA